ACGUUCCUGUUAGCUAGUGAGAGCUAGCAGGAAGGAAGAAUGAAAGGAGAAAUUUGAUUCGAAACAAAGUUGAAAACAAUCGAAUCAGAAUGACACGCUUAGCUCAUACAUACGUGGAAGAAUCAAAGCCGGUGUUUAAGGUAGACGUGUCAUUAAUUGGAAGGUCCAACAACCUCGCAGGUCAUACGCAGCAUAAUAUAAGCACGCACGUUGCCGAAGAAAAUACCACUACUCCUCCUAAGUCUUUGAAGUCAUAAAGACAAAAGAAAAGACUUAGUCAUAGCAGCAAACAAGGAAAGGCACGUACACGACCACCGUUUACCUGUUUUUUGAACGUUGAAAUUAAUUGACCUGCGCCUGCGCGUGUCACUGUUUGAGAGCACACAAACAAUGUCCUCCCAAUCUGACGCCGUUGGCUGUAACUUGAAGGAGACGGAGCUCACCUUAGGCCUUCCCGGCACCAAAACUAAUGGCACAAAACGUGGCUUCUCCGACACCCUUAACACUUCUCAAAAUAAAAUGUUGCGCCCCACCUCCAAGGAACAAGUGGUGGGGUGGCCGCCGGUGAGGGCAAGCAGGAAAAAUGCUAUGAAGAUGAGUUGCAAGUUGGUGAAGGUGGCGGUGGAUGGAGCUCCUUAUCUAAGAAAAGUGGAUCUUGAAAUGUACGAGACUUAUGAGCAUUUGAUGAGGGAAUUAGAGACCAUGUUUUGUGGCUUAGCCAUUCGUAAUCAUUUGAUGAAUGAGAGGAAACUGAUGGAGUCUGGAAAUGGGAUUGAAUACAUGCCCACCUAUGAGGACAAAGAUGGUGACUGGAUGUUGGUCGGGGAUGUACCCUGGAAGAUGUUUGUUGAAUCAUGCAAGAGGAUAAGACUUAUGAUUAGCUCAGAGGCCGUUGGUUUAGGUCCGAGGUCUACUUCUUCAAAAUGUACGGGUUCCACCUAGCUAGCUAGAAGAAUAAUUAAUUAGUGCGUAAUAAUGAUAAGCUGAUAGCUGAUAAUUAAGCAUUCCUUGGACACCUUCAACGUUUACAAGCUCCGGUUAGAAGAAGAGUGAAUUUGGUACAGGGAAAUAUCCAUGCAUGGUGCUUGAUGUACAUGUCCCUUUAGCACCUCUGGUUAAUUAGUUACUUUUGUUUUGACUUUAAAUGAAGAACUAGAACAAAGACUGGUCUCUAUAUUAGCUAGUGAUCUAAAAAACAAAUAAGGGGAGGCUGGCAUGUAAUCAAUAUUAGGAUCAUCGUUAUAUCAUGAGUAUGCAUGUAAUGUAUGACUUGGCUUUGUGCUAGCUAGUUAUUCUACCCCCAGUUUUCUAGUUGUUA
This is a messenger RNA of Glycine soja, 1318 nucleotides long. RefSeq names its product auxin-responsive protein IAA17-like. Gene Ontology annotation, biological process: regulation of DNA-templated transcription. The record is from RefSeq and is a predicted model, not a curated record. Gene Ontology annotation, molecular function: protein binding. Lineage: Eukaryota; Viridiplantae; Streptophyta; Magnoliopsida; Fabales; Fabaceae. The transcript has 5 exons. Bases 391 to 942 code for a protein of 183 amino acids. Gene Ontology annotation, cellular component: nucleus.